Molecule: messenger RNA, 1331 nt
Organism: Erythranthe guttata (spotted monkey flower)
Lineage: Eukaryota; Viridiplantae; Streptophyta; Magnoliopsida; Lamiales; Phrymaceae
Product: nudix hydrolase 8
Molecular function (GO): ADP-ribose diphosphatase activity; NAD binding; NADH pyrophosphatase activity
Source: RefSeq, a predicted model, not a curated record
UAUAGCAUUCAAUGGAAAUGACAAUGCUUGGCUCGAAAUCAGUAUAUUCUGGUUCAGACACUAUGCUAUUAUCAAAACCCCCUUGUCUAUACUCAACACACCUACUUUCACUCAAAGGUAUUUUUCGAAGGGAUUCACACUUGAGAAAUGGCAAAAGUGCUUUAGCAGCUAGCAAACACGAUCUCGUGGACACUUAUUCGUACCGAAUCAACGGCACGAAUGGAUCGAGUUCGAAUUUGUUUAUCGAUAAAUUAGUAAAUAAUAAUGUUCUUGAUUCAAUUGAUGAUGAGUAUGAAGGAGUUGUUGUAAUUCCCGAAACACUACCGUCGAACCCCAACGUGUUUGCCUCCGCACUCCGUUCGUCUAUGUUCCAUUGGAAAGUCAAGGGGAAGAAGGGAGUUUGGCUCAAACUGCCACUAGAAAGAUCAGAUCUUGUUCCUGUUGCUGUAAAGGAAGGAUUUGAAUACCAUCACGCGGAGAAAUCAUAUGUAAUGAUGACGCGUUGGAUUUCCGACGGGCCUUGCUUGCUUCCUUCUAAUGCCUCUCAUCAUGUCGGUGUUGGUUCGUUUGUGAUCAAUGAUAACGACGAGGUGCUAGUUGUGCAAGAAAAACACUGUACUCCCGAUCUUCUUGGUCUCUGGAAAAUUCCGACUGGUUUCAUUCAUGAAUCGGAAGAAAUCUACAAUGGAGCUGUAAGAGAAGUGAAAGAGGAAACGGGGAUUGAAACUGAAUUUGUCGAAGUUGUAGCUUUCAGGCAUGCCCAAGAAGUGUCGUUUGAGAAAUCGGAUUUGUUUUUCGUGUGCAUGCUAAGACCCUUGUCGACACAAAUCAUGGUCGACGAUAUAGAAAUUCAAGCAGCCAAGUGGAUGCCUUUGGAUGAGUUUGUGAAGCAGCCGUUAAUACAAGGCGACAACAUGUUCAAGAAAAUCAUCGAGAUUUGCAUUGCGCGGCUUGGAAAGCGUUAUUGCGGAUUGUCCGUUCAUCAGUUGGUAUCGAGAUUCGACGGCAAAAUAUCCUCAUUGUACUUCAAUAUUAUCGAAGACGACAAUGAUUCCGCUUGUCAAACUAACUGACACUUUGAUGUAUUUUUAAUUACGAAACCUAGCUUUAUGUAAAUGUUGUAAAUAUUAAUUCGACGAUUCUCCUAUAUACGCAUCUUAAAUUCACCGAGUCAUGUUUUAUUCCUUUUUUUUUCCAGUGUGUUGUAGCUUUCAGGUAAAAAAGAAAAGUUGAUAGCUCUUUUACCGUGCAAUAGAAACUCCGCUCAUUAAACAAAAACUCCGCGUAAUCAUCUCUGACGAUAGAAUUUGUAAGAGAUUCGAUAAUUUAUG